Messenger RNA from Prorocentrum cordatum, 6045 nucleotides. The record is from the annotation of a GenBank genome assembly. Lineage: Eukaryota; Dinophyceae; Prorocentrales; Prorocentraceae.
GCUGACGACGCCGCUACGACAGCGCCCGAGGAGUCGACCUUUUCCGUGGCGGAGACGACAGGUGCCGUCAGUACAACAACACCUGGAGACAGCACAGCUCAGGCGGGGACGGCUGACGACGCCGCUACGACAGCGCCCGAGGAGUCGACCUUUUCCGUGGCGGAGACGACAGGUGCCGUCAGUACAACAACACCUGGAGACAGCACAGCUCAGGCGGGGACGGCUGACGACGCCGCUACGACAGCGCCCGAGGAGUCGACCUUUUCCGUGGCGGAGACGACAGGGGCCGUCAGUACAACGACUCUCGGAGACAGCACAGUUCAGGAGGGGACGGCUGGCGACGCCGCUACUACAGCGCCCGAGGAGUCGACCACCCCGGUGGAGGAGACGACAGGUGCCGUCAGUACAACAACGCUCGGAGACAGCACAGUUCAGAUGGGGACGACUGGUGACGCUACUACGACAGUGCCCGAGGAGUCGACCUUUCCCGUGGCGGAGACGACAGGUGCCGUCAGUACAACAACAUUCGGAGACAGCACAGCUCAGGCGGGGACGGCUGGCGACGCCGCUACUACAGCGCCCGAGGAGUCGACCACCCUGGUGGAGGAGACGACAGGUGCCGUCAGUACAACAACGCUCGGAGACAGCACAGUUCAGGUGGGGACGACUGGUGACGCUACUACGACAGUGCCCGAGGAGUCGACCUUUCCCGUUGCGGAGACGACAGGUGCCGUCAGUACAACAACACUCGGAGACAGCAUAGCUCAGGAGGGGACGGCUGGCGACGCCGCUACGACAGCGUCCGAGGAGUCGACCCUGGUGGCGGAGACGACAGGUGCCGUCAGUACAACAACGCUCGGAGACAGCACAGCUCAGCUGGGGACGACUGGCGACACCGCUACGACAGCGCCCGAGGAGUCGACCUUUUCCGUGGCGGAGACGACAGGUGCCGUCAGUACAACACCACCUGGAGACAGCACAGCUCAGGCGGGGACGACUGGCGACGCCGCUACGACAGUGCCCGAGGAGUCGAUCAGCUCCGUGGCGGAGACGACAGGGGCCGUCAGUACAACGACUCUCGGAGACAGCACAGUUCAGGAGGGGACGACUGGUGACGCCACUACGAUAGUGCCCGAGGAGUCGACCACCCUGGUGGCGGAGACGACAGGUGCCGUCAGUACAACAACACUCGGAGACAGCACAGCUCAGGUGGGGACGACUGGUGACGCCGCUACGACAGCGCCCGAGGAGUCGACCUUUUCCGUGGCGGAGACGACAGGUGCCGUCAGUACAACACCACCUGGAGACAGCACAGCUCAGGCGGGGACGACUGGCGACGCCGCUACUACAACACCGCUCGGAGACAGCACAGUUCAGGCGGGGACGGCUGGCGACGCCGCUACGACAGCGCCCGAGGAGUCGACCUUUUCCGUGGCGGAGACGACAGGUGCCGUCAGUACAACACCACUCGGAGACAGCACAGCUCAGGCGGGGACGACUGGCGACACGACCGCGCCCGAGGAAUCGACCACCCUGGUGGCGGAGACGACAGGUGCCAUUAGUACAAUACCACCGGGAGAUGGCACUGAGACCAGCACAAGUGGCACCACUGACACGCAGAGCAGCACCAGCGCAACCAGCACCACUGUGACCAGCACUACUGCGUCAUUCACGACUGUGAGCACCGCAUCGAUGACCUCCAGCACAACAGUAUCAACGAAAACAGGGACUUCCAGCUCCACUGGCACCUCCAGCACGACAGUGCUAACUGGAACAGAAACUUCUGCCACAACUCGGAGUGUGACUUCCGAGACGUCGAGCAAGUCAGAGUCAACGACAUCGGAGAUUUCCACUACGACUGCAAGCACGACCUCCAUGAGUGGCACGACUGCAAGUACGACUUCAGAUACGUCUAGUUGGACGGUCACAUCGAGCACCUCUAUUUCGACACUGUCAACGAAAACAUUGACUUCAUUCACGACUGUGAGCACCGCAUCGAAGACCUCCAGCACAACAGUAUCAACGAAAACAGGGACUUCCAGCUCCACUGGCACCUCCAGCACGACAGUGCUAACUGGAACAGAAACUUCUGCCACAACUCGGAGUGUGACUUCCGAGACGUCGAGCAAGUCAGAGUCAACGACAUCGGAGAUUUCCACUACGACUGCAAGCACGACCUCCAUGAGUGGCACGACUGCAAGUACGACUUCAGAUACGUCUAGUUGGACGGUCACAUCGAGCACCUCUAUUUCGACACUGUCAACGAAAACAUUGACUUCAUUCACGACUGUGAGCACCGCAUCGAAGACCUCCAGCACAACAGUAUCAACGAAAACAGGGACUUCCAGCUCCACUGCCACAACUCGGAGUGUGACUUCCGAGACGUCGAGCAAGUCAGAGUCAACGACAUCGGAGAUUUCCACUACGACUGCAAGCACGACCUCCAUGAGUGGCACGACUGCAAGUAUGACUUCAGGUACAUCUAGCAGGACGGUCACAUCGAGCACACAGACGUCGAGCAUGUCAGUGUCAACGAACACUGAGUCUUACACCACGACUGCGACUAGGACAUCCGGUACGUCUGCAACGACUUUGAGCACGUCAUCCGAAACCUCAAUUUCUAGCACGACUGGGACUACAAUAACCGAUACCUCCAGCACCACGGGGACCACCCAGAGUUCCACCACCACUGGGACCACGACAACCAAGACCUCUACCACGACGGUGUCUGCAACUUCCGACAGCUCUACUACGACAGGGACCUCGCCAACAAGGACCUCUACCAAGACGGGAACUACCACAUCCAAGUCUUCAAGAACGACUGUGUCUACAACCACUGAGUCCUCUACAACCACUGAGAUUUCGACAAGCGAGACUUCCAGCAAGUCCGGGACUAUGACAAGCAAGACCUCCAGCGCGACAAUGUCGUCCAGCACCUCGCUGACAAUUAGUUCGGGCACCAUUUCCACGACAAUAUCAUCGACAACAGAGACCUCUGGCACCACAACGGCGACUUCAAGCACGACUGCCUCGUCCACGUCUAGAACGUCGACCUCGACUGCAAGUACGUCAUCCCUGACAUCCAGCACGACUUCGAGUACGACGUCCGAGACCUCAAGUGCAAGCAUAUCCUCCACGUCUGUGACCGCGACUGCCACCAUAGAGCGCUUGUCCGAGAUCCGCAGUACCCUUCGGCUUACAUUCGGCACCAACGUCUCCACAGCUGAUGCUGCGGCCGCUGCACAGUGCGCCGUUGCGUCGUAUCUGAACACGUCGGAGUCGCUGGUCGUCAUCGACGCUGUAACCGUCAAUCAAGCAGGCGUAUCUCGCAGCGGACGGGGUGCGAGAGCACUUAGCAGCCUCGCAUACGAAAUUGCUUACAUUCUGUUGGUAGGGGGAUCCGACAUUGAGAGGCAGGAAGCACGCUUGACUGAGCUGUUCCACGAUACCAGCGCCAUCGCUUCGACUCUCCAGGUGGUGGUCGCGCAAAUGGGUCUGCCUACUAUAACAUCCGUAGUUGCAACCAUGCCAGAAAUUCGCUUGUGGUCUCCACCGACGGCAACACAUACGUCAACGACGGAUCUUGCCACGAGCCUCCCAGAGCUUCCGAUGGGCGCGUGCGUCGGUGGCCCAGAUUUGCCGAUCGGGUAUGAGUUCUGGGAUCCGGGCUGCGUGAAUAUGAGCUACCUGGACGUGUGCAACAUCUCAUGCUCCGACGGUUACGAAAAUCUGGGGGGCCCAGCCCAGAUCGUUUGCUCUGCCCCAGCGGGUUACAGCUGGGUCAAUGGCUCGGGAGCUUGCACCGAGAAGUCAUGCUACGCGGACUCGGUGCCAGACAUGUUGGGUGUGGCCAGUGCUUCUUCUUGCGUCGGCACUGCGAGCGGCACAAGCUGCUCGCCAGUAUGCAACGAUUCGUACGAACUGAUCGAGCCAAUGAAGUGCAACAAGGGUCACUUCGACGAGCUGCCAUUGAUGUGUGUACCCUCCAACCACGCAGAGACGCUCGAGGUCGUGGACACAUUUCUCAUUGAGAUGACAAUCGCCACCAACGAGUCCCAGUCGGGCCUCACCGCCGAGUGGGCCAGAAGUGCGGGAGGCGAGGCUGCACUCAAGAGCUCGAUCGGCAAAACCUUAGGCCUGCUCCAGGGGCAGAUCUUCCUGAAAGGGCAGAAGGACCUGACCUCCGACUGGGGCCGUGCCGUGCCAGCGCGACGCCUCACGACAUCGCAGGGGCUGUUCUUCGAGGUCGUGCUCCAGCCGUACCCGAUUGACAACGUGACGGACCUGGAGCAUCGCAUCCUCGCCCUGGGCGGGGGCAACUUUACCCACGAGCUCGACGCGGCCCUAAGAAGCUCCGGAACCAGCGCCCUGCCUGGCCUCGCCGCGGCCACGCUCGUCGUCGGGGCGCCCGCGCAGGUCAGCUUCACCCUUCCCGUGGCGCGAUGGGUUGCCCUCGGUGACUGGACGUUGUGCAGCAACCUCUGCGGCCCGGGCGUGCGCACACGCCCCGUGGAGUGCCUAGGCGCGUGGGGGGGCGACGCCGUCGACCUGUGCAACGCCAACGCCGCCCCAGGAUUCACCAUGGAGUCGUACAUGCCCGCCUCCGAGCCCUGCGAGCAGUACAUAUCGUGCGCCUACGACUGGAGCUGCCCCGGCGGCCCAGAUCCCGUGACGGGCGAGGGCUGCGAGGCGCAGGCCUCGGGCGUGGCGGUUGCGCUCUCUGUCACGCUCCUCUGCUGUGUGUGCCUGCUGUGCCGACUGGCUCGGAGAAGGUACAAAAUGUCGAUGCUGGCGAACAUCCUGUGGACGAGGGAAGGAGGAAUCGACGACGGCGGCGGGAAUCUUCGACAGACGAGCGAUACAGCUCCAACGGCAGCUACGAACGACAUGGGUUCGGUAACCAGCACUUCCAACGAGUUCUUCCACAAGGGGCAGACGGUGGAUUAUUGGUCGGGCGCCACAAAGACAUGGCUGCCAGCCGAGAUCCUCGAUGUUAGGGACGCCAGCUACGACAUACGGGUUGGUGCUGCCGAGCAGACAGUGCACGGCGUGAGCGUGAAGGACCUGCGCGUGCCAUUCGACGAAGUCGAAUCGGCGAGCGUGCACGAGGUUCCUCCCCCCACACGGACUACAUCCAGCGCCGCAGGGACACCAGAGUGUGCUACCACGGACGAUGGGCCGGCGGCCGAGGAACGUUUCACGGUCUGAUUUUUUUGUUCGGUGUCCGAGACUUCUGUCUUGCAUGACGUAUGCGCGCGCCCUGCGCUGUGCAUGGUACAUUGUGCACGACGGCCUAGAUGCACUUCCGCAUUACCGCUCUCACAUUUUUCUCUCGGCGCUUAUUCGGUACAGGGUACCACAUGCAUACUAGUGUGGCUCUCGACGCUCGCGUCAUAGUAACCUUUCUUGAACUGUUCGACUGCUCACGUGGCCUCAAAGUAGGCAGAGUUUCUCCGCUACAGAAUUAUGGUAAAUGUGCUUAUCCAGCCUUCAGUUUUAUGCGAUGAGAUCUCCUCCUGCUCCGGCCCGUUUCUGGGUUGGAAUGUGCGUGCGUGAAGUAUGAGACUUGGUCGUAUGCCAUUUCCAGGAGUUUGUAGGUUCUAACUGCAAUGCGCAUUCGUACCAGGUACGCAGUGCAGGCUGUGCCCGCCCUCUGCGACGAAGUCCCUGUUACGAUCGGCUGGGGCGCACAUUGGAAAACGCGCAGACAACCAAACGCUUUUUCAACGAACCAGCAUCCUUGGUACUAGACGUACCCUUUUGUUGCGCAGCGCCCGCUGUUCGACGAUGUCCCUUCCCAAGGCGCUUAAACAAAAUCCGUAUUGGUGCUAGACGUGCCCCUCUGCUGUGCACAGCUUGGUAUUGGACGUGCCCGUGUGCCGUGCACCACUUACUGGCAGACACGGCCUCUCCCCAAGCUGAUUAAGGUAGCAUCUUUGGCACUAGACGUGCCCCUCUGCUGUGCACCACCCGCGUCUCGACGAGGCCCCUGUCCAGGCCGACAGAACACAUCCUUCUGGUACUCGACGUGCCCGGUGCCAUGCG